AUGGCGCAAAUCAAACCUGACCCUGACCCUGUGUACAUCAAGCCGGAUCCCGACAACAAAGACAUCGUUCUUGCCGAUCUUGAGGACGACGAUAUCUACGAGGACGCCGGCGACCUCGAUUUCUCAGCAUCUGCACAGAAUGUGUGGCUUACACGAUUGCCACAGCAGCUAUGGGAUCAUUGGGCAACAACAGACGAGAACGCAGAUGAUGACGAAGAAAUUGAGAUCGGGACGAUCAGGAUAGAAGGGGAUCCAGGAGACAUGAAGCGUGUCAGCCUACGGCUGCAUCGGCGAGAAGGAAAUGAAGAUAUUCCCAAGGACUACACUCUGCAAAAGCAGUCAAUGUCCACGAAUGCGGCACACAUGACCCAGAAUACAUUUGUUUUCACAGAAAAAGAUAUUCCUGGGGCAGAAAACCGCCUGGCCACUUUCGGCGAGAAACGCUCGGCCCUUUAUGAGUCUAUGAAGCGUGAUGCACGAAGAAAGCAGCAAGGGAAAAAAUGGGAGCCGUACGUGCGGAAGACUGUUCCCAAACAAACCGCGCUCGUUGGCCAAGUCAACGAAGAGUUCAAUCUUUUGCCGGUUGAGAAUGAGGAGCUUCGUCGCAUUUCGGAGAAGGCUGCAAUGGAAGCUCUGAAGCCAAAGGAAAAGGUCCAAUACGUUGACGACAUUACACCUGACAUCACAAACGCAGCUAUUCUCCUGCCCACGAACAAGGGACACUUUGUGCAACAAAUCAAACCAGCCAAGGCCAAAGCCCAGGAGAACAAGGCUACUCGUAUGCCACAGAACGAACUUCUCGAUCGCAUCUUCGAAUGCUUCCGCGAAUACCGCUACUGGCCAUUCAAGACGCUUAAAGCGAAGCUGCAACAACCUGAAUCCUAUCUCAAGGAGACCCUGGAGAUGGUUGCUCACCUGGUCAAGGCCGGUGACUUCGCCAUGACAUGGGAGCUCAAACCAGAGGCUCAGCCGGCUAACUAUGCCUCCGUUGCUCAUCAAACAGUCAAAGAUGAAAAGCCUCCUGACAUGGAUGACUACGAAGACGGCUCUGAUGAUGACUACACCGCAUCCGGUAUGAUCACGGAUCACGACUAA
Molecule: messenger RNA, 1095 nt
Organism: Penicillium oxalicum
Lineage: Eukaryota; Fungi; Ascomycota; Eurotiomycetes; Eurotiales; Aspergillaceae
Product: transcription factor IIF subunit TFG2
Exons: 4
Coding region: 1-1095 (364 amino acids)
Biological process (GO): transcription by RNA polymerase II; transcription initiation at RNA polymerase II promoter
Cellular component (GO): transcription factor TFIIF complex
Source: RefSeq, a predicted model, not a curated record